Astrephomene gubernaculifera is the source of this 1443-nucleotide messenger RNA. The record is from the annotation of a GenBank genome assembly. Lineage: Eukaryota; Viridiplantae; Chlorophyta; Chlorophyceae; Chlamydomonadales; Astrephomenaceae.
GCAGUGGGCUAGGGGAGCCUGGAUGGUGGCAGCGGCAGCAGCAUAGCACGGGGAAGCUAGAGAGGUAAUGCAGAGAAGGAAUGGGUGGCCCAUAUGUGAGAAUGGCCCUGGGGACAAACACGUUGUUUGGAGGUUGAAGGUUGAGGCAUUGGGGAAACGGUUGAGACGGUUGAGGUCCUUUCUAUGAGGUAACGGUGUAACGGACUGGUUCGGCCUUGCCCGGGUUUGGGUUAGGGUUUAGGUGGUUUUCAUUUUGGGGCCCAAAGCAGUUCUUGAGGAAUCCUUAGCUGAUACGAUUAGGAGGAUGGUACAGGUGGGUAAUGUCUUGCUGUUUGUCACAUAGCCCCAGCUGCAAGGGUAGCUGUACCCCGUACGGAUGUUGUAAAGUUUAGAUAAUGUGCGGAGCGACUAUGGCAAUACUGCUCAUCUGUAACAGAGAUAAUCUUGAGAAUAUAUAGCUUGCGCUGCUUAGCUUCCAAGAAGGCUUCCUGAGGGCAUACUUAUCGCGGUUCUAACUGACUUGCCUCGGCGAUGGCACCGCUGCAUAAAAACGCUACGCCAUGGGGUAUGGAGUACAGCGUUCAUGGCGUGCCAGCCUCGAUGAAGCGCGAAAUCCAGACUGUGUUCCCCACUGUUGAUCUUGAGAAGCUCCUGAUUGUGCCAACAUGCCAGCGAUCGACGGUGGACCUUGUUAAGACGGGCGAGAAUGUUGAGAAUGAGAAGGACCGCUUGCUAGAGCGGUUUAUGGCUUGGGCGAAGACAGUUUGCGACCAGCUAACUUCCGCUGGGCACUGGGCUGACUACAUCGACCCCUGCUCUGGCUUGCCGAUGGUCCACACGGAUCUCAACACCGUGUACCCCGAGGUGGCAGCCCUCAGCAUCCUCCUGGGCUACCAGACCGCCAAUGCAGGCUGCUGCAAGGUGCUGCUGCACCCCGACUGGGGGAGCGCCGUGUACCCCGCCUCGCUCUUCACGGAGGCGCCACAGGAGGCGCUGCUUGCAGCCAUUGAGACGGCCAAUGCGGCGCAGAGCGCGUAAGAGCGCUUGGCAAUGUGGCAGUGUGGGGCAUGUGCGCUGUGCAACAUCUUGUGCGAGAGGAGGGCUUGCGGGGAUGGGCAGUAAAGUAGGUGAUCGUUUUGUGGUAUGAGGUAUAGGGCAGGAGACUGAGUGUGAGGUGCGUUGCUACUAUUAUAUGGCUGGAUAGGUGGGACCUGGUGGAUGUGAGUGGGGUGAGGAUGGAUUGAAGGAUGGCAAGCGGUUGGUGAAGAAGUUUGUGCAAUCGUGAUCCUUAGUAUGAGGGGAUUCAUCUUUUGCAAGAGGGGUUUAGGUGCGCUGGCGCCAUACGGAAACAUUUUAUAACCUGGGCGAGGGAAGAGAGGGAACAUUGUCAGGCUAUGCUAGUGUUGUUUGGUAAUUUCACUUUACAUAUACAACUCCUCUACU